Messenger RNA from Pyrgilauda ruficollis (rufous-necked snowfinch), 1368 nucleotides. RefSeq names its product synaptobrevin-like protein 5. Gene Ontology annotation, biological process: Golgi to plasma membrane protein transport. Lineage: Eukaryota; Metazoa; Chordata; Aves; Passeriformes; Passeridae. The record is from RefSeq and is a predicted model, not a curated record. Gene Ontology annotation, cellular component: plasma membrane.
AUGCGUGGGGGGGUGGGGGCCGUGCCAGGGCGCCGGGGGCCGUGCCAGGCACCGAGGGACAAAGGACACUGUGGUGGCACUGCCACCCUCGGAGGCUGGGGGGGGGAGAAGGGGAGGGGCAGGGACAGGGACAUGGGGGGUCCCCAGGGACCAGGACACGGGGGUCCCCUGGGAGCUGGGGACACCGACAUCUGUGGGGUCCCUUUCCUGGGGGACAGGGCAGUGCCAAGGACACGAGUCUGGGGGUCUUGGGAACAGGGGGGGCUGCAGGGACAGGGGGACAGGGGGGACAGGGGGACAUCGGGACAGGGGGGACAGGGGUCCGGCAGCAGGGCAGGGGGCACUGGGGGGUCCUGGGGAGCCCUGUCCUGGUGUGGCCGGGGUGUCCCGGACCGUGGCCACUCGAGGGUGGCGGGGGGCGGUCCCGGUCCCUCCCGGCGGGGGCGGCCGCUGGGGCCCGAGGCGGGACGGGUACAGGAACGGGCGCACCGGUACCGGCAGCGGCACCGGCAGCGACCCCGGCCCGCGGUACCGGGACCAUGGCGGGGCUGGCGCGGUGCCAGCGCGAGGCCGAGGAGGUGGCGGAGCUGAUGCGACAGAACGUGGCCAAGGCGCUGGAGCGGGAGGGACACCUGGAGCAGCUGCAGAGCCGCGCCCAGGCGCGUCGACAGGCGAGCGAGGCCUUCACCCGCACCACGCGCGCGGUGACGCGGCGCCAGCGCAGGGGACACCGCCGGUGGCAGCUGGUGGCCCUCGGCCUCGGCCUCCUCCUCCUCUUCAUCCUGGGGCUGGCACUGGCGCUGGCCCUGGCACACUCGUCCCCCGGGACUGUCACCAGCACUGUCCCCACCCCGGGGGGCACCGAGCACCCCCCCAGCACUGCAGGGAGCCCACGAGGACAGAGGGACCACGGUGACAAAUAAGUGACAAAUAAACACCAGGGCUCUUGGGGACACCCUGCAAGGACAACAACAGUGGGACGAUCCUCGAGGAGACCCCACGAGGAACAAACUCCAAAAUCUGCUCUGAAGGGACCCCACAAUAAAAACCCCCUGGGGGAAAACACCAGCAGCAGGAGCAGCAGCAGCAGCUCUCUGGGGAGACCCUGAACCCCAAACCAGCAGGAUGGACUGGGGGAGACCCUGCAGGAAACAAACACCAGGAUCUGGUCUGGGGAGACCCUACAAGAAACAAACACCAGGAUCUGGUCUGGGGAGACCCUGCAAGGAAACAAACACCAGGAUCUGGUUUGGGGAGAUCCUACAAUAAAUAAAUAAACACCAGGAUCUGGUUUGGGAUGACCCUACAAUAAAUAAAUACCAGGAUCUGGUUUGGGGAGAUCCUACAAUAAAUAAAUAAACACCAGGA